Molecule: messenger RNA, 561 nt
Organism: Beta vulgaris subsp. vulgaris (sugar beet)
Lineage: Eukaryota; Viridiplantae; Streptophyta; Magnoliopsida; Caryophyllales; Amaranthaceae
Product: CDPK-related kinase 5-like
Exons: 1
Coding region: 1-561 (186 amino acids)
Molecular function (GO): ATP binding
Source: RefSeq, a predicted model, not a curated record
AUGGGUAUGUGCACUUCCAAACCACCGACGGAAACCCAUCUUCCCGAUCCAAAAUUACCGGAAGAUUCAACAAAUGAACAUCCUCCGGCGAGAAAUUCCGGCGAAAUUCCGGCGAAAAAAUCCCCAUUUUUCGGGAUCUAUAGUCCAAGUCCAGCUCACUAUUUAUUCUCAAAGAAAUCACCUUUAUGGUCUCCAGCUACAAAUGCAAGUUCAAAUUCAAAUUCAAACACUCCGAAACGUUUCUUUAAACGGCCGUUUCCUCCACCAUCUCCAGCGAAACAUAUAAAAGCUGUACUUGCAAGAAGACAAGGAACAGUUAAGCCUAACGUCCCGGGUUCGAUUCCUGAGGGAAGUGAAAGUAGUAGUGGUGGUGUAAAUGGUGUGGGUUUAGAUAAAAGAUUUGGAUUUUCUAAACAUUUUGGUGAUAAAUAUGAAGUUGGUGAAGAAGUUGGUCGAGGGCAUUUUGGGUAUACUAGGGUUGCUACUGCUAAGAAGGGUGAAUUGAAGGGUCAACAAGUUGCUGUCAAGAUCAUACCAAAAACCAAGGUUCAUCUUUUUUGA